AGGAGGAAGUGAUCAGCACAUCAGCUGUACGAUUCUGUCGUAUUUCUGAUAUUAUGAUAAUAAACAGGAUUGAUUUCCCUGCAGAAACUCCAGCAGAGAGAGAGAGAGAGAGAGAGCGAGAGAGAGAGAAAGAGAGAGAGAGAGCGAGAGAGAGAGAGCGGUCAGUCAUGCAGUCCUGCAGUUCUGCUCUCUGUAUCCUGAUCUUACUGAUCUCUACAUUCACUACUGUGCUUCUGUCAGCUGUUCCUCCAGUGGAGGUGAAUCUUCAUGACUCUGCUACUCUGCCCUGCUCUGAGAGAUGCUCUGGUUUGGUCAGAUGGACUGUCUUCACCAAACCCACUGAUACUCUGGCUGAGUGUGAUCAGACUUCAUGUAGAUCAGUGAAGGAGGGAUAUCAGAUGAUCCAUGAUCAGUACCUGAAGGGGAAUCUCUCUCUCACCAUCACUGACGCUGAUUUCUCUAAGAGGAACAUGUACACGUGUACAUGUGAUAACAUGGCUGUCUGUGAUGUGUCUCUGAGGCUUCAGGCUCCUGUGUAUUCUAAGGAGGUACAGCCUAGAGAAUCUCUCAUCCUGGAUCUUCCAAUCUCAGAGCCAGUGAGGGUGACUUUUACCAGAACUGGAGAUGCCAUUCAGAACCCCGUGAAGCUGUGUGAGGUAGAGGGGUGUAAAGUCCAGUGUGACCUUCCAUAUGAGGAGAGAGUGCUGUUCCAGUCCAGUCUGCAGCUGAAGGACCUGAAGUACUCUGAUGGUGGUGUUUACACCAUAGUGGACACUGGGAAUGAGGAGACUGUGUCUACUUAUAGCGUCAGUAUUGUUGGAGGUGAGAAGGAGAGCUGGAUAUGGAGCUUUUGGGAGACAGCUAAAUUAUACAUCGGGUUUGUUGUGGGGCUCGUGGUUGGAGUGCUGCUGGGCUUCUUUGUCCUACCACCUUUAAUACAUUGCUGCUGCUGCUGGAAGAAAGUAAAGAAAAGUGGUGAUAACAAAGACACUGCUGAGGAAACAAGCUCGACUCCUCCUGAAAAUAUUACUCUGACAGAGGUUUCACCUGGUUAGGUCAGUUUGUGGAAAUGCAGAGUGUAGAGCAUCAGAACUUGAUAUGUUUUCACACACAAAGAUAAUGAAUCUCCUGCUUCUUUAGUCUGGAGAAGGAUUUAAAAUGUCAUUGUCUUUUAAAAGCCAUCAGGUACUUUAUGCCUCCUCUUUCUGCACCAUCUUCAUCUCCUCCCAGCCAGCAUAGUUCUCUACAGAGCUGCUGGUGUUCUGGCCAGCUUUGAGAAGGCUGGAAACCAGUUGUUCACAGCUUAAACUGUUUAGCAGCUCUUGACGACGGUGUAAAAUGUUUGUGUCAGCCUUGUGAAAGUUUCAGCUGAACAGUAGGAGGAUAACAAUAAAACAAUAGCAUCAAUUGAGAGGGUAAUUGUGCAUGGUCAGAUUAAAAUGAUUUAAUCACUGAGCAAUGAAGAAGCAGGUGAUUAGCAGCUGAUUUAGGAGUGAACUGUAGUGUAGUUUUAUUACCAGCUUUUGCCACCUCUGCCAACACCAGUCAACAAAACUGUGACAAACUGGGAUGAACAAAACAAAAACUGGUCCUGAUUCGUCCUUUUAUGGGUUCAUUUAUUUAAUAAUAACUGACCUUCAUAACAACAAAAGGAAAUAAGAUAGAAGUGUCAUCAUUACAGCAUUAACUCUGUCAAUCAGAAAUGACCCUCCCACUGACUGUUCUGAUUGGCUGCUCUGGUUUUCGGGGUCUAAUUCCAGCAUCUUUCUUGCUUCAGCAGCGCAGUGAUGAGAAUGUGUGUGAUAUAAACACUGAGCUGCUCAGUGAACGGAGGAAGACCUGGUGUUGUAUUCUCUAUGCACUGAAGGAAAACUGUAAAUAUAGUAGUGUUCCCCUAUUGGCUAAUUCAGCCGUGGAGGCGUGGAGCCUCCUGGGAAAGCGCUGGCUGCAGGAAGAGAGAGAGUGUAAUUGGUAAAUAGUUGUUGUCUGUUAGCUCAAAGGUGUGCAGCAGUGUUGGGGUGUGUU
Colossoma macropomum (tambaqui) is the source of this 2025-nucleotide messenger RNA. RefSeq lists its product as uncharacterized. The record is from RefSeq and is a predicted model, not a curated record. The coding region runs from base 54 to 1055 and encodes 333 amino acids. Lineage: Eukaryota; Metazoa; Chordata; Actinopteri; Characiformes; Serrasalmidae. The transcript has 5 exons.